AUGACAGCUAGGAGAAGGAGAAGAAGAAGGCGACGAUUGGGCAGGAAAGGCAGACGCCGAAGAAGACGUUAUAGGUUGAGGAGAGGAAGGAGGAGAAGACUUCGAAGAAGGUACGGUUUGAGAGGAAGAAGAAGGCGAAGAAGGUUUGGGUUACGAAGAAGACGGCGAAGAAAGUAUAGAUUAAGAAGAAAAGGACGACGCCGCCGACGACGAAGAGGACGGUGGAGAUUAAGAAGACGCCGCGGUAAAAGACGAAGACCACGGGGGAGAAGACGAUAUCGUGGACGACGAAGGAGAAGACGAAGAAAAAGAAGAUACGGGUUAAGGAGACGAAGAAGUACGUAGUGUACCUUAUUCAUGACGUAGUAUUGAUCGCAACAAUUUCUUCCGUUAUUAGAUCAAUCUUUUUACUUCACAACUAAGCACCACGAAUACAAGCUUUUAUCUCACCUUUUAGCCCAUUCGCAGACCGGCUCUAUUUUCUCUUUAACGAUCGUCGGGCGCGCGUAGGAAAAUAAAAAUCGCCGGAGAUUUAUUGACCCCUAGCGCAAGGGGGUGCCCUCAUUCUCGCGCUCCACGCUUUCUUCGCUCUCGUGCCCCUCGAUUUUCGAAAAGAAAAAGAAAACAACGUCUGUGUACAGGCUACUCGCCUUUGUUCCUUCCGCAUAUGCUAGCGCGUCCUUUUAUAAUCAAGAAUAUUUUUUGCCACAGUUAAAUGAGAAUCGAAGGUCUUCAAAAAUAAAUCCAUAUCAAGUCCUUUUUAGGGACUGAUACGUUGAGUGUCUAGUUUAUAAUUCUGGAUCUUUAAGAAGGACAACAAAUAACCUUCACCAUAAAGGCAUUCCUCUUUCUCUUUAAUGAUUAUGAUUUUUUCCCAAAACUGUAGCUCGACGUGUAAGGCGAAGGCGAAGAAGAUAUGGCCGUCGAAGAAAGCGUAAGUGGUUUAUUGAUUUCUUGUUACUGAACCGUGCAGUUCACACUUAUCACGACAAUUUACAAUUUUCUUCUUUUUCAUUUGUUUUUAAAUGGCUUAUAUGUUUACAUGGGACAUGUUUGAAAUCUUGAAAGGUCAUUAACCUGACAGAUCACAAGGAAUUUGUAUUUAACCACACCUUUAUAUACUAUGUUUUAUCCUGCUUUUAUACGUUCGCUACUCCUUAUAUAUAGAGAUUCUUACUUAUCGUACUCGCAAACAGGUCGCCGUAGAGUGUACUUCCGAGGGCGUUACAGGCGCUUGAAACGUGGAGGUAGAAAAUGGUCCGUGAAAAUUGGUACAAAACGGUACAGACUACGA
This is a messenger RNA of Porites evermanni, 1294 nucleotides long. The record is from the annotation of a GenBank genome assembly. Lineage: Eukaryota; Metazoa; Cnidaria; Anthozoa; Scleractinia; Poritidae.